Molecule: messenger RNA, 1722 nt
Organism: Hevea brasiliensis (rubber tree)
Lineage: Eukaryota; Viridiplantae; Streptophyta; Magnoliopsida; Malpighiales; Euphorbiaceae
Product: protein STAY-GREEN, chloroplastic
Exons: 4
Coding region: 666-1466 (266 amino acids)
Source: RefSeq, a predicted model, not a curated record
AAAUAAAAAGGAAGAAUAAAAAAUCCCCUCAUUUCUGAUCUUGUGCAACUGAGGACAGAGUAAUAAAAAUUUUGAUUUUUUAUUUAAUGUAAUAUCAUUAAUUAUAGUGAAAUUUAAUCGUUGAAGGAACAUGAAUUGGUUUUAUUGUAUAAUUUUAAAGCUGCAGGCCUGAAGCCCCCACUUCCUAGGGAAGCAAAAGGGAGAGGUGAAGAAGGUGCAACAUGCAUGUGAGAGUAACAUCUCAACAGAUGUGCUUAAUGCAAAAUUUCACUACGUGUCCAAUUGUAAUCCUGGUUCAGUCAAGAAGGCAACUCCUUGAAGCAACAACCAACCCCUUCGGAAAACUACCAUUAGUCUAUUGCCCACACGCAUCGAAACCUCAUGAGCUUGCAAGUCCAUAUAACGUCAACUUCUUGCUUCUCUAUGGUCCUAACCUGAAUCUUCCAAGUCUUCAAGUCUAAGCACACAAGCAAAGCAAACCAAAGCGGAGAAAACAUAGAAGAAAAAAGAGGGUGAAAAAAAAAAAGGCAAAAGAGAAAGUAAUAAAAUAUUCCCCCCCUUUCUUCUCCUACAGUUUUCAAGUCUCCAAAAUUAGACUUGAACAUAAUUGAGUUCUAUUUCUGGAUGCCCAAAAAAGUUGGGAGCUAACAGGGAAAGGGUCAGAGAUGGGUGCUUUGUCUAUUGUUUCUCUGCUUCCUUUAAAGCGAAGACCAUCUGUGUUUGAGCAGAACAGCCCUCUCUGCCCCUCCAGAAGAAAACCCAAGAAGAGAAUCAGUCCUGUGGCAAGAUUAUUUGGGCCAUCAAUUUUUGAGGCUUCAAAGUUGAAGGUGUUGUUUGUAGGGGUUGAUGAGGAGAAGCAUCCGGCGAAGCUGCCGAGGACUUAUACACUAACACAUAGUGAUAUUACUGCUAGGCUUACUUUAGCCAUCUCACAGACAAUAAAUAAUUCUCAGUUGCAGGGAUGGUCCAACAAAUUGUACAGAGAUGAAGUUGUGGCAGAAUGGAAGAAAGUGAAGGGAAAGAUGUCUCUUCAUGUUCAUUGUCAUAUAAGUGGAGGCCAUUUUUUAUUAGAUUUAUGUGCAAGGCUCAGAUAUUUCAUCUUCUGCAAAGAACUCCCUGUGGUGUUGAAGGCCUUUGUCCACGGAGAUGGGAAUUUGUUUAACAAUUACCCAGAAUUACAAGAAGCUUUGGUUUGGGUUUAUUUCCAUUCAAAGAUUCCAGAAUUCAAUAGGGCAGAGUGUUGGGGCCCUUUAAAGGAUGCUGGAGCACCUUCUUCUGGGGUCCAUAGACCCCAUGAAAGCAACCAGCAGGCAACCCCAGCAAGUAAUUGGGACUUGCCCGAGCCAUGUAAAGAGAACUGCGAGUGUUGUUUCCCACCAAUGAGCUUAAUCCCUUGGUCACAAAGACCACCCCACAGAGCUGAAGGGACCCAGCAGAGCAUUCAACAAGCAGCUCAAAAACCCUAAAUGGUUUGUCCAUUUGCCCCUAACGUCUUGUCGCGCCUGAUUGUUUUCUAUCAGAAGGUAUUGCUCAUGUAUAUUUGUAUGUAGGGAUUGAAAAUGGUAUGCCUUCCUUGGGAUACAUUUAGACUCCAAGCUCUGUUUUUCUUUUGUAUUUAUUGGAAUUAUUUUAGUUUUAUUGUAGGAUGUGUGUCGAAUUUAUCCUGAAGAAUUUGUGAUAAUUAGUGUGGUUCCAUCAUAUAUAAAUUUUUUUUACUCGUAA